CAGGCAGUCCUAUAAGCUGUUAGUACUGAUUAACCACACUGAUAGUGUCAGGGCUUGUAUAUUGUUUUACUGAAGGUUUAGUGGUUCAUCACUAAAGGAUUCUGAGCCACUAGACCUACCGGUUGCUUGUUCACAAUAACUGAGUGUCUUCCUCUACCACCAACAUGUCUGCCAAGGCUAUUUAUGAAGCUAAGGGGAAGGAGCUACUGAACAAAUACUUAACUGAUGAGGCUGCUAAAAACAGGUUCGCUGUAGUCACAGAAACUGUCAACUGGGACACACAAACAGCUGACCACCCCUGGCUCCUCACAGAGAAAUUAGUGGUAAAACCUGAUCAGCUGAUCAAGCGCCGAGGAAAGCUUGGUCUGAUAAAAGCUGGGGUGGAUCUAGAGGGAGUCAAGGAGUGGCUGAAAAACAAACUGGGCAGGGAGUUUGAGAUUGGUGCAGCUAAAGGGAAACUAAAGAAUUUUAUCAUUGAGCCUUUCAUUAAACAUGAACAGAAUGAAGAGUUUUACCUGUGUAUAUAUUCCUCCAGAUACUGUGAUACCAUACUGUUUCAUCAUGAAGGGGGGAUAGAUAUUGGGGACGUGGAUGCCAAGGCUGUUAAAUUAGACAUUCCAGUGCUAGAAGAAGUCUCUGAGUCUGACAUUAAAUCCAAACUGUUGUCCAAAGCCCCCGCCUCCGCCCAAGAACCCCUAACAAAAUUCAUCAAAGCCCUCUACACUCAGUACAGGAACUUACAUUUCACAUACCUAGAGAUCAAUCCAUUGGUGUUCACGGGCGGCAGACUCUACAUCCUGGACCUGGCGGCUAAGAUUGACCAGUGUGCCGAGUACCUGUGUAAAUCACUUUGGGGAGACCUGGAAUUUCCCCCACCCUUUGGGAGGGAUGCUCUCCCAGAAGAAGCGUACAUUGCUGAACUAGAUGCAAAGAGUGGGGCAUCUCUAAAACUAACCAUUCUGAACAAAUCCGGCCGAAUCUGGACAAUGGUGGCAGGGGGCGGAGCAUCUGUCAUUUAUGCUGACACAAUCUGUGAUUUGGGAGGGGCCAAAGAUCUUGCUAAUUACGGGGAGUACUCAGGCGCACCUAGUGAACAGCAGACAUAUGAGUACGCAAAGACGAUCCUGUCACUAAUGACAGCAGAGAUCCACCCCGACGGCAAAAUCCUUAUUGUGGGAGGGGGCAUUGCUAACUUCACAAAUGUAGCAGCAACAUUUAAGGGAAUUGUUAGAGGCCUGCGAGAGUACCAGCAGAAGUUGAUUGAAGGCAACGUCAGUGUGUAUGUGAGGAGGGCUGGACCCAACUACCAGGAAGGCCUCAGGAUCAUGAGGGAACUCGGAAACACCCUGGGAAUCCCGAUCCACGUUUUUGGCCCAGAGACCCACAUGACGGCUAUAGUGAGCAUGGCCCUGGGUAAGAGGGAGAUCCCUCACACACCGCGCCCAAUGAACACCACCGCCAACUUCCUGCUGCCCACAGGAGGGGCUUCCCCAGCAACCAGCAGAAGAGGGUCAGUGAACGAACCCUCGUCAAGGUCAGAGGGCAAGGUCACAGUGCCAGAUCAAAGUCAACAGGCCUCCUCCAAGUCUGAGAGAACCCAGACACUGUUUACAGAGAAGACGCAGUGUAUUGUCUGGGGCAUGCAGCAGAGGGCGGUGCAGGGCAUGCUGGACUUCGAUUACGUCUGCUCCCGCCGCGAACCUUCUGUGGUGGCCAUGAUUUAUCCAUUUACAGGAGAUCAUAAGCAAAAGUUUUACUGGGGGCAUAAAGAAAUCCUUGUUCCAGUGUACAAAAACAUGGCUGAUGCCAUGAAGAAGCACCCCCAGGCUGAUGUUCUCAUUAACUUUGCCUCCCUUCGCUCAGCCUUCGAAAGUACCAUGGAAACCAUGACUUACCCACAGAUACGUUCCAUUGCCAUUAUCGCCGAAGGAAUCCCAGAAAACCUAACCAGACAGAUCAUCAAAGAGGCGGACAAGAAAGGCGUAUUUGUCAUUGGACCUGCUACGGUUGGAGGAGUGAAGCCGGGCUGUUUCAAAAUUGGAAACACAGGAGGAAUGUUGGACAACAUCCUGGCAUCUAAGCUCUUCAGGCCUGGGAGUGUAGCAUACGUCUCGCGAUCAGGGGGAAUGUCCAAUGAGUUGAACAACGUCAUAUCACUGAACACAAAUGGAGUGUACGAGGGUAUAGCUAUCGGUGGUGACAGAUACCCAGGUACCACCUUCAUGGACCACAUACUGAGGUACCAGGACGACCCCAAUGUCAAAAUGAUCAUCCUGCUGGGCGAGGUAGGUGGGACAGAGGAGUACCACCUGGUGAGUGCCAUGAAGAGUGGGCGUGUCAACAAACCGGUGGUGGCCUGGUGUAUCGGGACCUGUGCCAAGAUGUUCACCUCUGAUGUACAGUUUGGCCAUGCAGGGGCAUGUGCAAAUGCAGAAGCUGAAACAGCAUCAGCAAAAAACCAGGCUCUGACUGAUGCUAAAGCCUAUGUCCCCAAAAGUUUUGAUGAAUUGGGCACACUAAUAAAGGAUGUGUAUGAUAAGCUGGUAGAGAAUGGAACCAUUGUACCAGAGCCUGAACAACCCCCACCCACAGUACCCAUGGACUACACCUGGGCAAGGGAGUUGGGUCUAAUCCGUAAGCCGGCGUCCUUUAUGACCAGUAUCUGUGAUGAGAGAGGACAGGAACUGUUGUAUGCUGGGAUACCGAUUACCGACAUAUUCAAGGAGGACAUGGGAAUCGGGGGCGUGCUCAGUCUGCUGUGGUUCCAGAGAAGGUUACCCAAGUACGCGACUAAGUUUAUUGAAAUGUGUCUGAUGGUGACAGCUGAUCAUGGUCCAGCGGUCUCGGGGGCACACAACACCAUCGUGUGUGCCAGGGCCGGCAAAGAUCUUGUGUCCUGCCUUGCGUCUGGUCUCCUCACCAUUGGAGACAGGUUUGGGGGUGCCCUGGACGCUGCAGCUAAACAGUUCUCUGAUGCCUACACCAGUGAUAUGAUCCCCAUGGAGUUUGUCAACAACAUGAGAAAGGAGGGAAAACUCAUCAUGGGAAUAGGUCAUAGGGUCAAAUCUAUCAACAAUCCUGACAUGAGAGUUGUCAUUCUAAAAGAGUAUGCAAAGAAGAAUUUCCCAGCUACACCACUGUUAGACUAUGCAAUAGAAGUAGAAAAAAUUACAACAUCCAAGAAACCCAACCUAAUUCUGAAUGUGGAUGGUUUCAUUGGAGUGGCUUUUGUGGAUUUACUCAACAAUUGCGGAUGUUUCACUGGGGAGGAAGCCAGGGAACUGAUAGAUGUAGGUGCCCUCAACGGACUGUUUGUGCUGGGUCGUAGUAUGGGAUUCAUUGGUCAUUUUCUGGAUCAGAAGAGAUUGAAGCAGGGGUUAUACAGGCAUCCUUGGGACGAUAUCUCGUACAUCAUGCCGGAGACCAUGGGACUGAUGGGAGAAGACACAGACAAAAUCUAAAUACCACCAACUAUAGUGAAGACUGUCCUCUUACACUGCCAAUCAUAGUGUAGACUGUCUCCUUAUUUCGAGCAAGGCUGGCCUUGAACAAUCCAAGAUAAAAGCUUAAUACAUGAAUAUUAUAGAUUUUACACAGUGCUAGAUGAAAAAACACAUCAAUAUUUAGCUAUGUGUACUAUUUAUUGACCUAUUGUGAAAUGUUAUAGAUAGAAACACAUCUGUGUGAUAUAUACCUUUUAUGCAAUUGCAAACAGCAUAAUAAUUUAGCUAGAGAAUGGAUGACAAUAUUAGCUUUAUAUGAGUAUGUUGCUUAGUUUGGCUUGUAAAA
This is a messenger RNA of Magallana angulata, 3789 nucleotides long. Its product is annotated as ATP-citrate synthase-like. Gene Ontology annotation, molecular function: ATP citrate synthase activity. Lineage: Eukaryota; Metazoa; Mollusca; Bivalvia; Ostreida; Ostreidae. Gene Ontology annotation, biological process: tricarboxylic acid cycle; fatty acid biosynthetic process; acetyl-CoA biosynthetic process. Bases 165 to 3461 code for a protein of 1098 amino acids. The transcript has 28 exons. The record is from RefSeq and is a predicted model, not a curated record. Gene Ontology annotation, cellular component: cytosol.